This is a messenger RNA of Fraxinus pennsylvanica, 1080 nucleotides long. The record is from the annotation of a GenBank genome assembly. NCBI's taxonomy places the organism in Eukaryota, Viridiplantae, Streptophyta, Magnoliopsida, Lamiales, Oleaceae.
AUGGAGAGAGAUUUCAUGGGAUUGAAUGUAAAACAGGAGACUCCUGAUGAAACCAUGGACUCAGGUCCAGUGAGAAGUUCAGCAAUGCAGUGGUCAUUUUCAAACAAGGUUUCUGCUGUUCCUCAGUUGUUAUCUUUCCAGGGUGCUCAAAUAGAAAAGCCUAAGACUGGUUUCGAUUCCCUUGCAUCGUCUGGAUUGGUGACCAUAAAGACGACUACAGAAGCUUUCAACUCUGAUCUGAAACAAUACUCCGGUGUCAUGCAGAAAAACAUUUUUCCUGGAAAUCAUGGGGGAUUUCAUUAUACAGUGACAACCCAUCCUGCACAGAACUAUGAAAAACAUGGUCUUCAAGAAGUUGGAGUACCACCAGUUACCAUUCAAGCAAAUCAGACAGUUUCUCUGGCUACUAGCACUCCCAUUCACCAGUCCUUCAUUUCAUCUGCUGGACAGAGUUUGACCCAUUCAACAAGCUUGCAACCUCUGGCUGUUCCAGUAACAAAUCCCGUCCCAGCUGUUCCUUCUAAUAGUUCUGUUGUGGAUACCACUGGUUUGAGGAGUACUUCGAAGACUUCAGGGGCUCCUGCUCAGUUGACCAUCUUCUAUUCUGGUUCCGUGUGUGUUUAUGACAACAUUUCCCCGGAAAAGGCUCAGGCAAUUAUGUUAUUGGCUGGAAAUGGGUUCCCUAUGGCUUCCCGAACAACAGCCCCUGCUGCUUCAUCUCCAAUUCCAGCACGCGUGACCCAGUCUCCUGUUGUUGAUGAAUUUGUGUCUGCUGGAGCGUUGGGUAGCAACAAUGAUCUGACGGCUAUAAAACCAGCAGGAGUUGGGGCAACUCCAAAUAAAUUGGAGCCCUCGAAACUAGUCAAUAUGAUCGAAUCUGUUCCUGCUACCUUCCUUUCAUCAGGCACUGUGCCUCAGUCUCGGAGGAAGUCUUUGGUUCGGUUUCUCGAGAAGCGCAAAGAAAGGGUGAUUGAUGCAUCGCCAUACACCAGCAAACAAUCCGUGGACUGUAGCACCCCCGUUAGUGCCAGCAUCUCUGUGAAUUCUUCGGGCAGCUGUCCCGUCCAAGAAAUCAAGUAA